Messenger RNA from Acanthosepion pharaonis, 1152 nucleotides. NCBI's taxonomy places the organism in Eukaryota, Metazoa, Mollusca, Cephalopoda, Sepiida, Sepiidae. The record is from the annotation of a GenBank genome assembly.
AUGAAAGCCCCACCACCCACACACACACCUCACAGGCCAUCUCUCCUCCUUUCCUCUUCUUUCAUCCACCUUUCUUUGUUUAUAUUUUCCUCUCUCUCUCUCUCUCACACACACACCUCACGGGUCAUCUCUCCUCCUUUCCUCCUCUUUCAUCCACCUUUCUUUUUCUCCAUUUUUCUUUUUGCACUCCACUUUUUCUUCUCCUCUCUUCUUUCUUCUCUUCACUCUCCUCCUCUCUUCUUUCUUCUCUUCACUCUCCUCCUCUCUUCUUUCUUCUCUUCACUCUCCUCCUCUCUUCUUUCUUCUCUUCACUCUCCUCCUCUCUUCUUUCUUCUCUUCACUCUCCUCCAAUCUUCUUUCUUCUCUUCACUCUCCUCCAAUCUUCUUUGUCUUCUCUUCACUCUCCUUCAAUCUUCUUUCUUCUCUUCUCUCUCCUCCAAUCUUCUUUCUUCUCUUCACUCUCCUCCAAUCUUCUUUCUUCUCUUCACUCUCCUCCAAUCUUCUUUCUUCUCUUCACUCUCCUACUAUCCUCUUUGUCUUCUUCCUUCACUCCCCUAUCCACUUUGUCUUUCUUCUCUCUCCUAUUUGUCCUCUCUUCACUCUCCUCCUCUUUGCCUUCCUCUCACUUCACUCUCCUCCUCUUUGCCUUCCUCUCACUUCACUCUCCUCCUCUUUGCCUUCCUCUCACUUCACUCUCCUCCUCUUUGCCUUCCUCUCACUUCACUCUCCUCCUCUUUGCCUUCCUCUCUUCAUUUCUCCACUCUUUCUUUCUUCUCUUCACACUUUUCCUCUCCUCCUUCUUCAUCUCUUUACUCUCCCCCUCUCUUUUCUUCACUCCCUCUCUCUCUUCACUCUCCUCCUCCCUCUUUACUCUUAAACCCUCCUCCCCCUUUACUAUUUAUUUUUUCAUUUUAUAUCUUUUUUUUUUUUUUUUCUAUUUUUUGUCCUGUUAACUUUUGCUUCCUCAUUCAUUUGUUCUUUCCUUCUUUCUUCAUUUACUCUCCCUUUUUAUCUUUUUACGUUUUUCUUCACUUUUUUAUUUGUUUUUUUUUUUUUCACUUUUACUCUUCAUUGUCAUUCUCUUUACUCUCUUUGUUUUUCUUCUUUCUCUUUUUUUUUUCAUUAAGCUUUUAUCAUUUUUCUUAUUUAUAG